UCGAAAUAUAAACGUUUUCAAUCAAAUAAUAUCAUUACAGAAAACUAUGUCGGAUAUUGCAAAAACUAGUAAAAAUGAAGACACGGCCAAUAACAACACUACUACUGAACCGAAACCAGCAGAUGACAAACAAAUUAAACUAAAUAACACGUUAAAAGACAAACUUCGGAAAUACAUCAAAAAGUUGGACGAAACUGCCACAAGCAUAACAAAAGAAGAAAGCAUAAAACUAGAAGUUGACACAUUCAAACAAUUAUACAAGCCUAAGCUAGCGGGCAAAGAGGACUCGUACAAAAACAUACCAAAAUUCUACUUCAAAUUACCGAAACCUGAUGACACACUCGCUCAGAAACUUAGAGAGGAGACGAGAGCACAAUUUUUACAGAAAAAGAGCAAAGAACUGCUUGAUAAUAGUGAAUUGAAGCAUCUAUGGAGUUUGUUGGAGAAGACCAAUGGGAGCUACAAUGUGACUAACAAUGAUGAGUUAAUAAUUGACUAUUUUCAAUUUAAGAAGAUCAGGGAUGAAGCGGGGCCUAAAUAUAAACCAUAUUUCACAGCAGAAGUAUUUGGUCGUCUACAAGCAGCUGAGGGCGGUGUCGGUCGGGUGCGAGCGGUGUCACUGUUUAAUUAUGUGAUGCGCAGAGUGUGGCUGCAGCAGACGAGGAUCGGACUGUCCUUGUAUGAUGUCACGGGGCAGGGGUACCUGACUGAACAUGACCUAGAAAGCUACAUAGCAGAGUUAGUACCGUCCCUGGCAGCGCUGGACGGACUGGACUCAUCCUUCAGUUCAUUCUAUGUGUGCACGGCUGCCAGGAAGUUCCUGUUCUUCCUCGAUCCACUGCGAGUGGGCAGGGUGAGGAUAAGAGACGUGCUGUCCUGCUCCUUCCUUGAUGAUUUGUUAGAGCUCCGCGAAGAAGACUUGCCGAUGGAGAUUCAGGAACAGAAUUGGUUCAGCGCGGCGUCAGCGCUGCGCGUAUAUGGACAGUAUCUCAACUUGGAUAGGGACCAUAAUGGCAUGCUCAGUAUCAAUGAGUUGGCUGGCUACGGCUCCGGCACAUUAACCCGAGCGUUUUUACAGCGUGUGUUCCAACAAUGUCUGACUUACGACGGAGAGAUGGAUUACAAGACGUACCUAGACCUAGUUCUAGCGCUAGAGAACAGAAAGCAGCCGGCCGCCCUAGCGUACCUGUUUAGAGUACUAGAUAUUAACUGUGUCGGGUACCUUGAUGCUUUUACCUUGAAUUAUUUUUUUAAGGCAAUACAAGAACAAAUGAUAGCUCACGGCGCGGAACCAGUCAACUUUGACGACGUGAAGGACGAAAUAUUCGACAUGAUCCGACCGGAGGACCCCACAAGGAUCACCCUCCAGGAUCUGAUCCGCAGUGGCCAUGGCCACACCGCGGUGUCCAUACUGCUGGAGCUGCAAGGGUUCUGGGCAUACGAGAACAGGGAGGCCCUCGCCGCCGCCGGGGACCACGCCUGACAUACUGGACAACGACUCCAGUUCAAUGGGGAUCGGUUUAAAAUAUAGACGGUUUAAACAAAGUUACGAACAGUUUCGUGAUGGACUCUAAAUUAUUUAUUGGAUUGUUACCAUUAAUAGUGAUUGAUGAGAAAGAAUUAAUGUAAAAAUUAGUAAAGUGUGUGAAUUUGAAAAAAAACGAAAAUUCGUGGAACCUGCGAUUUCCAGUUUGUAGGCUUGUCUAGGCAUUUAAAAAUAAAUAGCAAAUUUGAGAAUAACUGGACCACUUUGCUAGUUUUGAUUUUACCACUGAAAAUUUAUGGUGCUAUUACCACUGAAAAUUUUAUACUAUUAAAUAAAGCGGAAAAAUUUGUUUUUUUGUUUGAACGCGCUAAUCUCC
Spodoptera litura is the source of this 1862-nucleotide messenger RNA. RefSeq names its product serine/threonine-protein phosphatase 2A regulatory subunit B'' subunit gamma. The record is from RefSeq and is a predicted model, not a curated record. Gene Ontology annotation, biological process: T cell homeostasis; regulation of dephosphorylation; cortical cytoskeleton organization. Gene Ontology annotation, cellular component: centrosome; spindle. Lineage: Eukaryota; Metazoa; Arthropoda; Insecta; Lepidoptera; Noctuidae.